Anthostomella pinea is the source of this 450-nucleotide messenger RNA. NCBI's taxonomy places the organism in Eukaryota, Fungi, Ascomycota, Sordariomycetes, Xylariales, Xylariaceae. The record is from the annotation of a GenBank genome assembly.
AUGCGUUUCCUUACACUCGCACUCGCUGCAGGCUUGUUGAUCAAGGAAGCCGCAGCUGUAAACGGCCUCUACAUUAUGGGUGACUGGGUGCUAAAAGAGAACCAGAAGGGCGGUCUGGUCAAGAAUCGAAACGGCUGUACAGUCGUCCGCGAAGGAACAGGGCCCUCCCAAUGCCUCGCUGUAGGGAAUAGCGACAAGACCAAGUCGCUCGAGUUCAACGGCGGUGCCUGUACGUUGAAGCUGUUUGACACCGAGGGAAAAUGCGACGAGGACGCGGAACCCUCCUACAAGACUCUGUCGGUCACGAAUGAGGUCAUACAGAAGAAGCAGUUGAAAAAGAAUAGUAUCUGGAAAAGUCGCAAGUUCAGGUGGUACCGGGUAGAGUGUUCUGAUCUCAGGAACUCGUAUAACCGUUACGAAUAUGACAACCGUGUAACCCAGACCUGUUGA